AUGGCUAAACACAGGUUCUCCAUGCUUCUCUUGCUGUGGCUUUUUGUGUGCAUGCAGCCGGCAUGGCCCUUUGAUCAAGUGCCUGCAAUCCUGGACAGGAGCUUGGAGGUCCCACCAUUUCAAAGUAUCAGAAUCAGACCAGAUGGAGUAGGCAUUGAAAGUUCAAGUGUCUCACAUGAGGAGAGUUUUUCGCCUGCAGCUGAAAACCCACUCCGAAAAAUGUUGCAGCCCUACGGAUGGCAUUUGCACACUCAGCCCAGAACUAAAAGGAAGUUACUUCAGUCUACUAGCUCAGGGCCAUACUCUCCUCUGACUGUUGCUUAUAAUGGCAAGAUAUGCAUCCUGUUCAAGGCCAAGAGACUGGCUAUUCGCUACAGAAACAACACUUUUCUGGACUUAACAGAAAGGGUAUUUGGGCCCAAUGCCUCUGUAGACACCAAAGGCUCCUUAUGCACCAAAGAAAAAGCUACCCUUUCUCUUCGCCUGGGAGAUGUGGAGGACAUUAAGGGACUUGUCAUAAGGCUCCAAAUGUCCAACACAUUUUACGAGUCAGUCGGCCAGAACUGGUUCACUUUGGACAGUGUUCAUAUCCACUACAACUGGACCCAUGAGGCUACAUUCAACGCCACUGAAGUCUACGCUCCCGCUACCUACUCAUACCACUGCCAGCACGUCAGUAGCCUACAGAAAUAUGACACCUUACUGGUGCCCAGCUCCCACACAGAUAGCUCUGCGAACUGGCACAUCACUUUUACAGACUUCCAAAUCCAAGCCUUCAAUGUGCAAUCCAACAAAUUUGCCUCGGCCAGUGAUUGUGCAACCUUCUUUACGCCAGCCAUCCUGAUGGGACUCAUCACGUCUCUGAUUCUGCUGCUGGUGUUGGCCUAUGCCCUGCACAUGGUAGUCCACCUCAAGCACAUUGACCGAUAUGAAGAGCACAAGGCCACUGUCUACUUUCCACGUAUGCCUGAGGCUGAACUCCCUGACAAGAACAGUGUUUAG
Molecule: messenger RNA, 1002 nt
Organism: Neoarius graeffei (lesser salmon catfish)
Lineage: Eukaryota; Metazoa; Chordata; Actinopteri; Siluriformes; Ariidae
Gene: atp6ap1lb
Product: ATPase H+ transporting accessory protein 1 like b
Exons: 7
Coding region: 1-1002 (333 amino acids)
Cellular component (GO): proton-transporting V-type ATPase complex
Source: RefSeq, a predicted model, not a curated record